Molecule: messenger RNA, 2609 nt
Organism: Dinoponera quadriceps
Lineage: Eukaryota; Metazoa; Arthropoda; Insecta; Hymenoptera; Formicidae
Product: ras-like protein family member 10B
Exons: 5
Molecular function (GO): GTP binding; GTPase activity
Source: RefSeq, a predicted model, not a curated record
CGGGAACUGGCGCGGCGCGACUUGCGGGAAUCUUUUUGCGAAUCACCGAUAACCAUAGGUACAAAAACUGCGAGCGGCUGGAGGAGGCGAAGCCUCCCGCCGCAUAAGCAAUAUCAGCUGGACCUCGAUUAUUUAGAAAGGAGAGGCGGAAACACAAUAACCUACGAAGGCGCCGAAGGCGGUUCGAAAGAGGAGGACAGUCCCGCGGACACGUUAGAUCGCGUUAAAGUCGUCUUCCUCGGUGCACCCGGCGUCGGAAAAACCAGCAUAAUUCGACAAUUCGUCUGGAGCGAGUUCUCCGAGGAAUACCGGCCGACCGAGAGGCGGGAGACGUUCUAUCCGAGCGUGGUACUGGCGAAUCGAUUGUACGAAUUGAAGAUCACCGAUCUGCCGACAAUUCCGUACUUCCCGGUCAGCUCGCAUCUGGAAUGGACGGACUUCCGUUAUUACGGGCUGCGCAGCGCAACGGCGUACGUGCUCGUGUUUGAUCUCAGCAAUCAGGACACGUUUCAACACAUUAGGACGUUACGCGAUCAGAUUUACGAGGCGCGCGACAUGAGAGGCGUGCCGCUGCUUGUAGUCGGCAAUAAGCAGGACGAACUGUCACAAGCCGUCGCUUCCGGGACCAGGUACCGGGACAUCGUGAACCUCGUCCGGAAGCACUGGAGAUGCGGCUACGUCGAGUGCAGCGCCAGAUUUAAUUGUCGCGUUGUACAGGUAUUUCGGGAGCUAAUGAAGAGCAUUCAGGCGAUAGAGGGCAGGCCAGCUUCGCCGUCGCUCGCCCCUUCGCAACCGAUGCGAUCUCACCCUCACGACACCAGCGAGAAGUGCAUUCUUCUCUGACACUGAGAUUAAAGGAACUCCCGCGCUUUCGAGGACGAGAUCGCGAAGAAUACGAGACGUAGAGAUCGUCGAUCUCGCGAUGUGAUACUCAUCGUCGAUCAACGGUGCACCGAUAUAUAUCACCGGUGAUAUCGAUUCGGCCCCGGAGAUGGCGAAAUCAGGGCGAUGAAGAUCUCGACGUUCGUGUCGCGUUUGUCGCGCGUCGGUCGACGAGGGCGACGAUCGAGAGCAACAGAGGAUGCCACGCGAAGAUGACGAGGUUUUUUCCCCCUUCGAAACCGCGCGUGUCGUCGUGCGAUCACGGGCGGCCGAGCGUGAUUUCGAAAUGAGCGACAAUAAAUAAUCGACACUUCCUACGUAAAUCUACUUCUCAUCACGGGUACAUUGCGGUAAUAACGGUCCCGCGAACUCGAGUUCGAUCGAGGAUCUCGCGGCGGUUUUUGCAGUGAAAAAGGAAGGAAGGAGGAGGAGGAAGAGGAAGAAGAAGAAAGAUCGUUCGCUGAACGUCUCCACGCUCAACGUCUCAAAGAACCCGGUCUCUUCUGACGAACGACAGUGACGAACUUCUCUCAUUUAUCGGUUAUUCCCUUUUCUCCGGCGAUGUCAUUUUGAACGCACGUUGAGUCGGAUCAAGGAUCGCGACGUGAUUUCGGCCGACGACUUUCGCGCACACACACACACACACACACACAUACACACACGGCAGAAGUCAUUCUCGCGCCUUUUCACGCGUCUCACCGGAAUUAAAUAUGCCGAUCUCACAGUGGAGUCUCGCUCAAUUUUUGCGGAGAGAAAGAGCUCGUGUAAAACUAAAGAUUAACGAUCGACAACGAGCGAUAACGCUAAAGAAGACGGACGUUUGUGACGUGGAGAAUAACGAAAUUACGAAAAUACAAAAGAAGAAGCGCGAAAGUGCAGCGUAGAAUUCUCUUUAGCUUAAUCUUCUCUCCUCGGAUUGCACUUAAUAAGAUUAACGAUUGUAAGGAGGAAGGGUGUGAGAGAAAAGAGAGAGAGAGAGAGAGAAAGCGGACGAAGCAAUAGUAUACACACACAUAUAUACACACAUACAAAUAUAUUUUACUAUAUUGUUAAGAGAGUUAACCCGACGAUUGAGCCGGGUCAAAUUGAGGUUAAUUAUUCGCGUGCAACGUAAACCGUUAACGCAUUACGAGACGUAUGUUAUUACACACCGUAACCGUACACCGUAGAUCCGGGCAUGUUACGUGUGUGUGUGUGUUAGCAUUACUACCGUUACUACCGUUUAUAUGUAUUCUAAGACGAUUGCAACACGCAUGCGUAAUAUUUCUAUCUUAGAUCCUGCGAACAGAAGGGACAUCCCUAGAAUUCGUUCAACGCGCCCUUACGACGCGUAAUUAGUUCCACUGCGACGUGCCGUUAUCGCGUGCUUAGAGCAUCGUACGCUAGCAAUAGAAUGUUAUCGUUAUACACACACACAAAUACACACACAUAUAUACAUACACACACACACACACACACAUACACAUACAUACAGACAUAUUAUUAUUUUUGUUCACGCGCUCAAACGAGUUGAGGAAUUACGCGCCGACUCAGCCAAUAGCGGCAUCGCAUACGCACGUAAACGUUCGACCGCGAGUCGCGCGCAAAAAUGCAGAUCAAAAGCGGGAGAAACAUUUUGUAAUACGCAAACAUGUGUUCGUCGGGCUCGUUUCUUUGUUGGAACGAAUAUUACAGACGACGUAAUGUCGGUGAGACUCGACACAAGGAAGAGUUACGGUCGGUAAGGG